This is a messenger RNA of Spodoptera litura, 14782 nucleotides long. The record is from RefSeq and is a predicted model, not a curated record. NCBI's taxonomy places the organism in Eukaryota, Metazoa, Arthropoda, Insecta, Lepidoptera, Noctuidae.
AUGGAAAUAUUGCAUAAGUUCAAAGAAAAUGGGUAUUUUACUUCGGAGCUAUACCACUUACUUGCUAAAAAGAAGUUGGUCGAUGGUUCGACGGAGAUUAUACCUUCAGAAUAUGAGAAGGAAAUGAAAAUGUCCACUCAUCAGCGACUGCAGACUUUACAUAAUAUAGACAUAGAGAACCUGAUCACCCCACCCGGCAGGAAACGCAACAAGGUCGUGUUAUCUUUUACACCCAAACUGCUCGUGUUCCAAAACUUCAAGCCGAACGAUAAAAUUGUCGCAAAAUUUUCUGUUAAAAAUAUAAGCAAGGGACCGACUUACGUUAACUUGGUUUACAAAGAGUCCUCGUAUUUCUUUAUCAAGCCUUGUGGUGGACAGUUACUGUCGAGGUUAGCGCCAGGAAUCAGUGUGACUUUUGCGAUAACCUUCCUCCCCGUGCAACACGAGGACUACACACAUCGAGUAACUAUUAAUACUGAUGUGGAUCAAUAUGUCUUACCGCUCAUCGCAUUGGGCCCUAGACCAAUUUUUGAUUUCCCUGAUAAAAUUGAUAUUCCGAAGACUCCCUUGAAGGUGGAGAACCAUGUGUUGAUAAGUGUCCAUAACAUUGGCAUGGUGCCUGCUGGCUUUACUCUCAAUUGCAAAUGCCCAUUCUCUGUGCAUCCAAAGUCCGCUUAUUUAAAUAAGAAUCAAAAGAUUGAUAUCGCUGUAUCAUUUAAAACAAUGCACUUAGGCGAAGCCCAUGGAAUAUUAAAUGCACUUUUUGAAACUGGAGAAAACUUCCGUAUAUUGUUGUCGGGGACAACUCAUACAGUGAGCGUUGAAUUGGAGAAGCAAGUAGUACGAUUCUUUGACACUUACAACACUAUGAUGCGGCAGCAGACAUACAAGGUCAUCAACAAAUCCGAUCAUGUGCUCACAUACAUGUGCAUGAAGAACGAUUGUGUAUAUUAUGAUUUCGAAGAAAAAGUAAAGUUAGCGACAAUAUUUUACAAUAUGAAAGAAAGUGAAUCUGCGAAGUACAGGAAGUUGGUACAAUACGACGUGCUGAGUAGUAACGAGCAUGAAAGAGUAUACACUCGGAUAUUUUUUGAUGAAAUCCAGGCGCUAGUGGCUGAUGAAUCACUGUAUUUCCAAAAUAUGCACUUUUCCAUACACCCGAUAAAAGGGAAGUUAUGGCCCAAUAAAACAACAGAAUUAACUAUAACAUUUUGUCCGAAAGAAAUCGGAGAGUUUCAAACAACUGCCUACUUAGAUAUAGAUGGCUUCGUGGACCGCGUGCCGCUGAAUUUAAUCGGCCUAUCGAUGCCUCCCUCCAUACAUCUCAAUGUGGAAACACUGGAUAUGGACUGCGUCUACAUUAACAAGUCUUAUAACUAUGAAAUUGUUGCCAUUAAUAAAGGACACAUAAAUGGAGUCAUACUGUAUAAAGAAAUACCAUCACUGUUUGGAAGCACUAUAUCAUGUACUCCUGAAUUGCACUGCUUGCGACCUGGGGACAAAGAAAUCUUCGUAAUCUCAUUUUGUAACUCCAGCCAGGGACCAUUCUUUGAAGAAAUCAAUUUCGCCAUCCGCGACACAAAUGUAGUUCUGAAACUGUAUUUGAAAGGCGAAGUAAUAUAUCCAUCACUUACUUUUAGUAUCCCAUGCCUUGAUUUUGGUGAAGUCAGCGUAGGUGUUCCUAAAACUAUGCAGUUAGAUGUUAUUAAUGAGUCGGUGGUGGAUAUUAACGGGACUUUGAAGAUUUCGUCAGAUGGUCCGGAGAUCAGUAGCAUAACACUAAUUGAUUUCGCAGUAGCGGAUUAUCCUAAGCCAGUGCUCCCGCAGUGGCCCAGGGAGUUCCAUAUUGCACCAAGUAAAGUUGACAUAGAAUCCGAGUCGAGGAUAUCAAUACGAGUUACACUGACGGCUAACUUGAUAAGAGCUAACCAGACAUCACUAGAGUUGGAGCUAGAGAAGUCGGACAGUCCUCCAAUAGUGCUCCCAGUGAUGUUCAAUGCUAUGGUACCUGAGAUAACGCCUGCGCCUGAGAUCAACCUGCGAGCCUGUUUCCUCAACUACUCCUACCAUAAUGAAAUUGUUAUCAAUUCUAAUAAUUUCCGAGGCUAUUUCACAUUGGAAAAAUCAGAGGUAUCAUCUCACAUACCUACGAUGAACUUAUUUGGACAGUCUAAACCAAUUGAGAUCUGCCACAUCACUGGCUGUGGAGUUCGACCUAUUGUGACCUGCUCCCCUUUGGCAUUGCAUUGGGGACAAAUCAAAUUAUUAACAACAUCACAAAAAUGUUUAACCCUAUGUAAUGAUUCCCCAGUCUUCGUCAAUUUCACUGCAACACUGUUGAAUAAAGAUGGAAAAUGGCAAAUAUCGCCGACGGAAGGUUCGGUCGAGCCCGAGUCAGAAGUAGAUUUAUUGUUAACAUUAUACUUGAUUGAUGCUGAUUCUUAUACUAACAAAGCGGUGAUACAUUUAGACAAAGUAAAGGACAUCCUGGUACCAUUAUCUGCUACCGGAGUAGGGACGAGCAUCGUUGUGGGUAAGCACCGCGACAGAAUUGAGCUUGGAAGGCAUUUCACGAAAAUACCACUGGAUUGUAAAAUUAUAAUGGAAAAUUGUGGAACCCGGUUACACGCACUAGAGUGGAGCGAACAUUAUAAACCGCCCAAGAAUAAACAAGUUGCAGCAGGCUUUUUCAACUUGGAUCCACGAUCAUUCAAAAUGUCAGCUGGAGAAAAAUUUGAGUUGACUGUAACAGGAAUAUCCCAUAAAGUAACGAAAGUUAAGGAAUUGUGGUAUUUGGUCGGUAGCGUGGAGAGUAUAAAUAAAAAAGAAUUGUUAAUGGAGUGUGAGGUUCUGGCUGAAUUCGUUGAUCCGAAAAUAGAGAUUUCCUCUCCAGUUGUCGAAUUCCAAUAUGACUUCGGGCCGUAUAGUGAAUUCUAUAAGCUAACUGAUAUAAUCACUAUAAAAAAUAUAUCCAAACUUCCACUAGACAUUGACAUCUCUGUGAAACCUCCAUUUGCUAUCGUUCAAAAGCAAAGUACAUACAAAAUACCGUCUGACGAAGCGAGCUUAUGUUGUUGUAUACGGUACAGGAAGUCUGAUUUGAAUCUACAAACUAUAUUGGACAAAAUGGGUCCACGUGAAUCAAAGACCUUUAUAGACUUUCUUACAGCAAAGCCUGUGGAACCACUGCGGAAAGGUCCACUUCAUUUUUUCCAGGACAUUCAUAAGAUUAAAAUGGCGUUCAAUCUAACCAGCACAGUAGAAGAACGUUUAGAAGAUCAAGAAAUUAUGAAACUACAAAUAUUAUUCGACACUACUAAACAUGUCAGUCUUAAGUCAAGGGUAUAUUGCGACUUAAUGAAAAUUAGAUUCAGAGGACACAAAAACAAAGAUGCUAUUAAACUGGUUGGUAAAAUAAACUUUCCAAAUUUAUUUAUUCUUCCUCCGAGAUUAGACUUCCAAUGUAUUUUGAAUGGAAGCAUACAAAGUAAAACAAUAAAAAUACAAAAUACAACACCUCUCAUGGUUUGCUACCAGUUUCAAUGGAAGAAGUGUUUGAUAACAAAUAUCGCUCCAGUGAGUACUAAAUUAACAAUGUCGAUACCGAUGGAAUGUGCAGUAUGUACUAGUCCGACUAAAAUUAUUUCUGAAGAGACGGGGACCACCGAGACUUGCAUACGAGAUGCCUUCAAUAUUCAAAUUUCAAAUGGUUCAGAAGCGGAGAAAGAAUCAGCAAACGAGGAAAUUCCACCGGGUGAAAUUGAAACCGCUGCUACUUAUGGCGAAUCUGAAAUUGAUACCGAGUACUUGAGAACUCGAAUAAUUAGAAAACUAGCUCCCAUGAUAGACGGUGACUAUGACACACAGUUUGAAUGGAUACACAAGUUUCCUAGAUUACAAAAGCUUACCAAUAAAAUCAACAUCAACGAUGUAUUUCAAUUGGUGUCGCAUCGAGGACUGCUUAAUCCCAACGAGAUUCAAUUCGUACACGUGAUAUUUAGGCCAAAACCUAAUAUCGGUGUACGAGCCGUUCUGGAAUGUGAAGUUCUGGGUGGACCUCCUGAGACCAUCGUUGUUACUGGUCAAAGUUCUGAUUUAAUGUAUGAAAUAAGUUCUGAAACUGUUAAUUUUAAAAUAAGGUCUUUUCAUGAAAAUGCCGUUGAAGGGUUGAAAAUACGUAAUAUUGCAAACUUACCGUUCGAAUGUAAAACCUAUCUAUUUGAGAAGAAAUCGGCAAGUGAUCUAGAAGCAAAUAUUCUUGAAAUAAUACCGCACGAGAAAGUAUUAGGGCCUAAAGAAGAAAUUGAAUUGAACGUAGUAGUUCGACCUGGCGUGGUUGGUUACUUCCGCAGAGAAUUUUUGCUAGAAAUUGGACACCUCCCGCUUAUGCCGAUCGAAGUAGUUGGAUGGGGUGAUGUGCCUCAAGUCUUUAUAUCAUUGCAACGAUCUUAUACAGCUGAAAGUAUUCGUCCAGAAAUAGGAUACGAAGCUAUACCACGACUGACACAGUCAUAUCUGGAUAGUAUAAAUGAAUUAUUUCACAAAGGCAAAGAUGAACAUUUAAACUCACCGUUGACAGAGAAAUGUUUCGAAGAUCCUGAAUUUCAUACAGAUUGGCAUAUUUGUUCAGCUUGGGAUGGAUACCCUUCUAUAAUGGAUAUCGAUCUAGUGAUAGAAAAAUUAUUGGUUAUAGACUAUAUAAAGCUCAAACCUGAGAUUAUGCAUACUUAUACUUCAUCUCAUCCGAAAGUAGCACCAAUACAAGGAUUUUCUACGAUUCCCUAUAUCAUUGACUUUGGUGUUGUUAUCACUGGAAGUACGGUGCAAUGUAUAGCUGACGUGAUUAAUUAUGGGCCAAUAGCCAUCAAGUUAUAUAUUACCAAAGGCACGGUAAUUCCUCAGUGGCUUACACUAAAAUUAGUUGGAAGAUUGUUACCUGGUGAAACGGGAAAAUUGGAAGUUACAUUUGCCCCCACUUCUACUGAUUUUGUCGAACUGGAAAAUAACGUGGAAACAUCAUUUAACAUUGAGGUGGCUUAUGGUGUGACAAUUCCAAUUCAAAUGAAGGCUUUAUGUGCUGUGCCUUACUUAGUAUCGAACGUGAAAGCUAUUAACUUCGGAUCUGUGAGAUGUGGUGAUAAAAUAAUUUAUUCAGUUCCUUUAAAAAAUGUAGGUAGGCCAACAUGUAUUUGGUAUGCGACUCUGAAAUUGAAGACGGUUGGACCUCCUCCGAUGAUGGUGCUCAACAAUUCGGGAAACUACAAGCCAGGAGCCGGAGGAUGGCUUAGUGUUGCUUUCAAACCGACGAUGGAGAUGAUGUACGAAGGCCACCUCAUAUUUAGAUUUCACAUGAACCCUCAAAAAAUGACGAUUCCAGUGACGGGGCAAGGAAUUGUUCCACACGUGCAUGUUAUAGGGCCGAACGUAAAUUUCUCGCCAACCCUGCCGUGGGCUGAAACCACUGACAUAUACUUCGGGCUAACGAAUCCGUGUCCGUUCCCGAUAGAACUGAUAAUGGCACAUUCGGAUGAAAAAUGGAAAGAAGAAGAUGAUAUUUAUCAAUUACUUUAUAAAUAUUACGACAAACCAGAAGAGAUGUUGGUUCCAGUGAUAAAGCCAGGAGUGGGGUUACCACAAGAAGUUGUAACUUUUUAUUAUAAAUUUCAUGAAAGAAUCAAGAGGUAGAGUUGUCAUUUGUUUAAUGUAAAUGUGAACACAAAACCAAAGAGUCCUAGAGAGAAGUUAUCUCAGAAACAACACUCCGGUCCGCCCAAGGACAUAGCUAUAUCGCCUAUGAAGAUGAAGAUACGAACCGAAGCUGAAAUAAUAGCAGAUGAAAUAAAAGCGAUGAAAGACAAACAUGUGGACCCUUUAAGACAAUGUUUACGUGUUUUUGACAACGACGAUGUUUCGGAAACGGCUACUGGCCAAUCGGAGAAACUAUCUAAAGGAAUUUUAAUAUUUUUUCACGGAUCUCCUUGUGAAGAAAUGCAAUGUCAAGAAAUGGCUUACACUGUCGGGAAAAAGUUAGCCAUACCAACAAUAAAUGUAGACCACUGCAUAGUUCAUGCUCUGUGUGAAACCGAUAUUCCGGCGAAAGAGCUAGUGGUUGCCGCUGUAGAAGAGAAUUAUGAAAUGUUGAAAAGAAAUACUAGGAGCGACACUGUUACCGAUGCCGAACAAGACGAAUUUGAUGAAUAUAAAGACGAAUUUGAAAUUCUUUUCGACAAAAUUCAGUUUCUAGCCAAUCAAAAAAAUGUACCUACCCCUCGCUCAAAACAGAGUGACAAGAAGAAAAAGAAGUCAUCCAUUAAUUCCUCUUCGAUAGCUUCUCAUAAUGCAUUGGGAGCUAUGGGAUCAACGACCCUUUUUCAAAUGGAUUUAGUGGAAGAACUUCUUAUUGAAUUAUUUCGACAACCUCGCUAUAAUCGAGGUUUUGUGGUAGAGUCAUUAACGAGCUUCGUUAUGAAGAAUCCUCCUUUAGUGAUGAUGACAUUGAUUAAAUGUAAACGCAACAUUCGGAACUUGCACCUAGUUUUAUGCCAAGCAGAUUUCUCUAAAUGGGCGCAAACGUACGAAGAAAGCCAACGUGAAGCUGAAAUCGUGGUGGAUGAGUAAGUAAAGGUAUAUGAUGAAACGGAAAUAGAAGAUAUUGUAACAUCAUUUGAAGAUAUGGACGCAGAAGAGUAUGAAAACUCAUCUGCGGAAUUAAAAUCCUUGUACAUAUUGUGGGGCUUAGAGGAGAGGAGACGGAAAUAUUUUGAGAAGAAAGGUAUUGAUUACAGACCGCCAGGAGAAACUUUUCAUAAGAAAGAUAAAUCAAAAGCUUCUGUGCAUAUAGAUGCGACCGACACAAAGAAAAAAGUAAAAAAGGAUGAGCCUAAAAGUAAAACUACGCCACGCCAAACAACUGAAUAUUCGAUGAUGAAUGCGAAAUACAAUGACUACAAUAAACUGACAUACGAGCAACUGAUAAAUAUUGCAAAUAAUUGGAUUAUUGAGGAAUGUGACGUAGGACAACCACUACUCUCCUUCAAUGGUCAGGUAGUUGGAGCAGCUCAGAAGAAAACUAAGAAGAAGUCUGAAGUCCAAUUACAGUUAUCUGAAGCCAAUCUUGCGAAUAGAGGCUUUCCAAUUACAUUCAUAAUGUGUCCUUGUUUACAAUACAAAGAAGCUUUGAAGAACAUGUUCGCAAGAAAUAUUAUGAAAUCGGAAUCUUCAAAAACAGAUCAUGAUAUUCUUAAAUGUUCUGAGAUUAGAAAAGAGUUUACUGUUUUGCUGCCUAAGACUUUUCCUUCGAUACAUCAUGAGCCUCCAUUGAAAUGGUGGUAUUUAGAUGAGUUGCCGGUAAAGAAAUGUGAAUGCAAUCAAUUAACGGAUCUAAACUUGUUGGAUGACACAAAUCAAGACAAUGUUUUAAAUAUCCUCUCGAAAUGGCAUUGCACUUGCGGCAAAAAGCUGUACUCAUCACAAACUUCCACAAGUGAAAUCCCAUCACUCUCAGUGGACAAGAUUCUUCAUGAGUUUAGCGAGGAAGCUUCAGAGCCACAACCCUUGCCGUUACGGCGUGUAAAAACUAUUGCUGCGCCUGCAUCUCGUUUAAUACUGCAGCCAGGUGAUCUGGUGCGUUGCAAAUACUCCUUCAGUCCUCAAGAGGAAGGCAACUAUAGUGUUAAGCGGUAUGUUGAAGUCAGUGGGUGGCCGAAAUCAAGAGUUGACAUUAAUGUUAAUGGCAUCUGUGAUUUGCCAAGAUUGGAUAGUCGUCCUAAGAAAAUGUUCGCUAAUUUUGUGAGGAGAACACAAGAAGACCACAUCUACAAAAUAACGUACUUAGAUGAUCUCAAAGUAUUUGAGUUUGGGCCAUUGUUUAUUGGAAAUAAUAGAAUUUAUCAAGAAGACUACAUCAUCAACUUGAAAAAUUCAUCCUUAAUGACUGCAGAUAUUGUUAUCGAGUUUCUAGACGAGACCACAGUAUUUAAUAUUGACAAGACGACCAUGAAAUUGGAACCUGGCGGUCGAGGCAAAUUAAAAAUUUCCGCAGCCCCUUCUGAAGUGGGUCUACAUAAAACCGUGCUACUAUUAUGUGUGAACGACAACCCCGAAAUAGUGAUGGUGAACAUAUCUUGUAGCGGAGUGUGGCCUAUUGUUGAAAUACUACCGCUGUCUAAGGUUAUAGACUAUGGAAGACUUCUACUCUAUCGUCGAGAAGAUGACAGGUUUAUUGUAAAGAAUGACUCAGUUUUACCAAUAAUGUGGAAGAUACGUAAUGCCCAGGAGUUUGUUGAAGAUUUCAUAAUAGCGCAGACGUCGGGUAUCGUGCCGAGAAGUGAUAAUCAAGUUGUUCCCGUCACAUACAUUGCAUGUCGAGUUGGUGUUAUCACUUCGAAAAUCCUUACGAUCGAUAUUUACGACUCACUGGGCCGCGGGGACCCUAUUCUGAUGGACAACCUGUCAUUGUCCGCGGAGUGUUACGAUGUAAUGGUUGAAUGUGCGCACGAAAAUCCAAGCGAGAACUAUCUCAACUACGGCAACGUCAAAGUUAACUCUACGGUCGUUAGAGAAAUGUAUUUGCUGAACCGAGGCAAAUACAAUAUUUAUUACAAACUAAAGAAGGUAAAGGAUUUCCCUGAGCCGUCGCUGUUGCGGUCUUUCGAAGCUAUACCUGAGUGCGGCGUAGUCCCGGCCACUCUGAAGCUGGUAGCUAUCGAGUUUGAGUGCACACCUACCACCUCCAUCAACCUGGUGAACGUACCAGCUUAUAUUUGCUCCCUACUAGACGGCAGCAAGGAACAAGUCGUUGUGGCCAAGUUCCCAGUUUGUGUCAGCAUCGCUUCAUUUUAUAAUACGUUCACAUUGUUCCCGCUGGGCGAGUUGAACUUCCAUAUAAUUCCGGUGGGAACAGGAAUAACGAGAGACGUUAUUUUAAACAAUACAAGCAAAUGCCCCGUCACUUACGAGAUUGUUCUACCGCCUACAUAUCAAAUGGACGCUGUUCUAACAGCGCCGCCGCCGUCGAAAGGAAAGGAUACACGAAUAAGAAACCCUCCAUUAAAAUGUGGAAAUUUCGUGAUAAUGAACGAAGACAACCUGCUUCCUCCUGGCACCAGUCGUACGAUACAGAUACAAUUCUUCGCGACAGCAGCGCGAAAGUUUGAAGAGACUAUUAGCUUUAUUAUUAGCGACACGUGUCCUGCCGAGGCCAACGGAGUGCCGCUUCGACUGGUCGGCACAGGAGCCAUGCCAACUUUGGAUCUUUGGAAUUUAGAGACUACAUUUAGAGAACAUUUGAUUGUCAAGAAUCUGUCCGAAUAUAAAGUACCAGAGUCAGCACCACAUUGUGUGUUCGUGGAAAACUCUGUGACGUUACAUUUCUUCUGCGUUACGGUCAAUUCAAGUCACACGGGUGCAAUAGAUCUGUAUAACAAUGGGCUUGUUGCUUGUGCGCUCAACAUGAGGCUCCACCAUCAAACUAAUUCUAACCCAACCAUAUUCUCUUUGGAUAAGUUCGAGACACAUAUCGAACCGUUACUGCAUACAAAUCUUGGGAUCAUUUUCUCUCCUAAAUCCUUGCAGGAAUAUAGAGCGGUCUUGGAAAUAAAGCUUAAAUUGUUAGACAAUCAAGAACAGUCAUUUAAAAUAUGUCUGGUUGGAGAAGGAGUUAUUCCUAGGAUACAAUUGUUAUCACCUCGGCUGAGAUUCCAAAGGACAGCUGUGCUACCAUUUUCAGUGACUUGUUUGGGUUCCAUCAGCAGCAAACCUAUUUCCUUUAGAAAUAUAUCUUCGGUAAAUAGUGUAACUGUUUUGGAAGUGUUACAGUCACUGGAUGAAGUUAGACCCAUUUUUUGGUUGGCUGCAGCGCCGGAGAGCGAACUCAUGGUCACAUCUGGAGUUAAAGAAGAGAUAAAUUUGCGAAUGAAAGUAUUGUUGCGACCAGCUCAGAAAACAACAUUGAAUGCUUAUUUCAAUCCGAUAACAAAAGGAAAAACUAGUUGUGAAAUAAGAAUUACCAUUGAAGAAAACCCUUAUGAAUAUUUUAUGGUGAGGUGUGAAGGUGAGUCGUUUAUGGAGGAUGUCAUACUCAUGGGUCUGGAAAUGCUUUCCAUGGAUAUGGACCUCGAUACUUAUAAGAUGUCUGUGGACGAGACCAUGUCAACUAUGUCUACUAUGGAAAAGAAAAGUAAAACAGCCAGUUCAAUUGAAAAGAAAAAGUCGAGGACCGCGCACCCUGUAGAGUCUAAAAGGUCGAAACGAAUAUCAUCUGCUUCAAUAAGGCUGCCCCCGUAUACGGAACCUUCCCUUCUGAAAUACGUCUUAGAAUUCGGUGGUUGUGAGUUGUGUUCCUUACAAAAGAGGUCGGUGGUAAUGGUAAACAAUUCAGAAAAAGUGUACAAGUUCUCCUGGUCAGAAGUGGAAUGUAUUAUCACAAAGCCAUCCAUCGGCUACAUCUCCCCAGGAGAAGAGAAAGACCUGGAAAUUAAUUUCUUCGCUGCACAACCUGUUUCAAUACAUAAGGAGAGUUUAACUUGCAUCUUAACAGCAAUUAGCGAUGAUUGUCUGACAUUGGAUAUGAAGGGUGCAACGUGGGACAAUCGCCAGAUGAUCACACGCUUCGAUCAUAACACGGAUCUAAGUUUGAAUCAGAGACGAGAAUCUCACAUUGGUGAACUAGUGAUUCCACCAGCAGAUCAUGUUAUGGGAUCUAUAACUAUGGUGAUAGUAUAUUCAGCACAAACCGAGUAUACUAAAUAUACGACUAACUUACCUGAACAUAAAACAUUGCUAGACACAUUCAUAUAUCAGACAAGGAACUUCGAGUUUAAGGUGGAAAAUGUUGGUCAAGUGCCAAUGAAGAUAGUGUGGAGUUUUCAAAUAGACGACGAAUUUCCAGCACGAGUUGACAAACAAGAAAUAAGAAAUUCACAGACAUAUUCGGAAGGUAUUGUUGAUGAAGACGGUAAUAUUGUGAACCUUGGCUAUUCGUCGACCAGCAACGAGCCGAUGUCAGUAAUGCCAAUACCUGAACAAACACAACCUGAAAAUGAUCCAAGUAACGUGACGCUGUUCAGUAACAGUGUGGGUCGAGAAAGUGUCGACACCUGGUUCGAGGUGGACCUGCCGUUCUCCAUAGAUCCAGUCAAGGAUUGCUUGAAACCAGGACAAUCUACAAUCUUCAAUGUGACGUUUGCACCAGUGGAUGCAUUCGAUUUUAAAGUCCGUCUCAAAAGUACUAUAGAUAAUCUCGAUCCUUACGAUCAGAACAUAUCUUGCAAGCUAACAGCUCGGUCAGUGAUCCCAUACGUUCACUUGGACAUCGAGGAGAGUGACUAUGUGACGUCAGGCAGGAGGAAGAUCACGGGAGUCGCUUUACCUCCUCAUCUUACUGUACUGGAGUUCAAUGUCUUGGGAUCGGGAUGUUACAAAAAAACGACUUACACCAUUUUCUUUUAUACUGAAUUUCAGGAUUACGAGUGUCUUUGGAAGUUCCUUAUACCAGUCUACAACCUCGUUAUGAAUAUAUUAGUGGUCGGUCUAGUAAGGGAGCCUGACGUCGUCUUUGUUCCAACAAUUCUUAUCAUUAGAAACUCUUUAGUCGGCUUCACGUCUACGAAUGUUGUUAUAUUGAAAAACAAUGAAACCGAAGACCUGAACUUUGAGUUCAAGGGCAAUUCGUUGUGUAAUGAAUCCGGCAAGACGCCUGUUAUUUGCGAACCUAAUUUCGGAGUAUUGAAACCGAGAUCUGAGACGCCGAUUAACAUUAUUUACACGCCAAUACAAGACGGUCCACUUUCAUAUAAGAUAUAUUGUAAUGUAACGUAUCUAACAAAGUACUUAACGUUGUGCGUUAACGCACUGAGCUAUUCCAUUAGACCAAAAGUGACAUACUAUUUAAUUGGCAAUGAACAUGUGCUUAACUGUGACGCUAUAACCAAUAUACAUUUAGAACAGACUGCUUCCACGUAUGAGAGAACCAUCACCUUUAUUAUAAAGAAUGAUGGAUCUGCAACGUUCUUCUUUGAAUGGAGUUACAACACAACGUAUGUGAAGAAGUACAUGCAGCUGAGUAUUGAGCCAAAGAGUGGGCAUGUCACUCCCGCCAACGAAAUUGAAUGUACUCUGUAUUUCACACUCAAGCAAGUUCCCGUACAAUCAUUCCCAGUUACCUUGGCUAUUUCAGACGGUCCGGAGUACAGCAUCUUUAUCCACGCAGAUAUUGAAAAGCCUGCGUAUCAUUUCUCUUGCAUGGACUAUAAUUUCUCAAAAUGUUUUAUCAAUGCACCUGAUUGUACGUACAAGAAGAAUAUUGCGUUGACUAAUGAUGACAAAGUUCCCAUUAUUGUAGCCUUAAAUUUUACAAAUAUACCAGAGUUGGUGGUCGAAUAUGAUGAUGUGGCAAGUAUCAAACCGGGAAAACGUUUGAAAAUUGCAAUAGACUUCCGACCGAAGCAGGUCAAGGAAUAUUUGUUCACUUUGCAAUUUUUUGUGAACUCCCUGUGUGAAGAAAUUGUCACCAUUCGAGGAGAAGGCAUUCCUCUCCUAUUCGAUCUCUACGAAGGGUGCCAAAAGAGCUUUGAUUUGGGCUACGUAAAAGUGGGCGAUAAGUUAGUUCGUACUAUAGAAGUGAUGAAUCACAGCAAAGUAGCGAUCGAAGCCACGUACAUAUUCCGAGACAUGUAUCCUGUGGUAGAUGACUCAGCUAAAUCUGAUACUACGAGUGUUUGCUUGAGUCCUGGGACAGCUGCUCAGCAACAUGACGUGGGUCCUUCAAGAGUACAAAUGUUACAAACAUACAAAAAUGACAAGGUGCGCCACCAAAUCGCUAAGGACAUACAGAAUGCAUUAUCUUCUUUGAAAGUAAUACCGAACAAGUGCACCAUCCAACCGUAUAAGAAAGUUCCCUUGAAGAUACAGUUCAAACCAGUCGGAAUGAUAAGUACACUCAAUGUUCAGCUAAAUAUGAAAGUGUUCCAAUUCGAGCGGCCCUUGGUUCGUCUUAGUGGCUGUGCUACGGGCAUGUUUUUCUGCUUCAGCCAGAACUCGUUGCAAUUUGGUCGCGUGCGCAAACGUGGAUGCAAGAUACUCAAAGUGAUGCUCCACAAUAAAGGCGAUUUUGGGGCCAGGUUCUGGUGGCAGCCAUUGAUCUCGAACGAGUUUAUAAUAUCCCCGCAGUACGGCACCAUAGCUGCUCACACCAACGUCACAUUCACCAUCACAUUUAGGCCGGUCAAUCAUAAUCCUUUUAUUAAAGUGUGGGCAAGUUGCAACAUAGAAAACUACAAGCCUCUUGAAUUGGCGCUGUAUGCGACAUGCGUGGACAUGGGCAAUGUACAAAACAAGACUCUGUACAUGGAGUGCCCCGUGCGCGACAUCCACACAGACUAUGUAGUCGUCACUAAUCCAACUGAUGAUUUAUGGUUCGUUCUAUCUGAAAUAUCUGGUGGACCAUUCGAAACUUUGAAAGAGUUUCACGUUGAACCAAAUUCCACGUUAGAAAUACCGAUCAGCUUCAAGCCGAAGACUCUUGGUAAACAUGAGAGCCAAGUAUUAUAUUCACCUCUUGGGGAAAACGCAUUAUUCGUCACUUUAACUGGAAAUGCGCUGACUCCUAACCCUAAUGGUACCAUCGACGUAAAAGUGCCAGCCAAGGAACUCCUAGUUGAAUUAUUGUUAGUGUACAAUAUUACCGAGUUCCCCGAAACAUAUGUAUCGUCGACGGAGCUGGUGAAAGUGGUUCCUGAUAAAUUUGAAGGCCACUACGAAGUUAAAUGUGCAGAAACUAUAAAAACGUGGGGAGAGGCGGCUGCCACGUGUCGCUGGACCUUUGUAUGUUAUGAAGAAUGCGAAAUGACGCUUAAAGUGGUAUUCGUCAACCAGGCGAGUCGCGAAUAUCAAUUCUACCUCAUCAACGUGUUAGUGACUCCGAGCCUCAUAGUGGACACGUUAAAGUUUGUCUGCCGUGCACGAGAAAUGGCACAAAAUGAACUCAUUGUUAAAAAUCCACUCUCUGAAGAUGCGGAAUUCACUAUCCACUGUGAAAAACUGCAAUGUCCCGAUUCUUUGAAGAUUAAUAGGAAUUCUGAGGCUGUAUUGUCUAUGACGUAUUCACCAUUAGUGGUUGGUGAAUUAGAGGAUCAGUUGGAAGUCUCUAACUUCAUAGUUGGUACUUACAUUUACAAAACUCUAUUGAAAUGUCUGCCUGCGAAGGAAAAAAAUCUAGUAUAUGAAACUUCACUUGGGACUAAUGUUCCUAUCCGUCUCAAAGUGCAAAAUAAAAGUGAUGUGAGGUGUGAAUUCAUUUGUAAGGUGUCUCAUCCGUCUAUACAGGCGGAGAAGGAUUACGCUCUCGGACCGCUAGAGAAAGGGAAGUUUUUAGUGUGGUUUGAACCUACAGAGCUCGGUGUGCAGCAUUGUAGAAUUUCAUUCAAUUCCGAUAUUGCUGGCGAAUUUAUAUUCAAUAUAAAAGGAACUGGUACUGAUCCGAAGCCUAGAGGCCCAUAUGAAAUAAUAGCUGGCUCGUCUACAAUUAUAAGGUUCAAGAACAUUUUCGAUGAUACAAAAAUGUUUAAAAUAUACGUUGAUAGAGAUGAAUUUUAUGUGAAAACUCUGUAUGAGCCUAUUAGGCCUAAGAAGGAAUUGAGGAUACAGGUGUCCUUAAUUGACAGGCCGAUAUCAGGAUGGUCAGUUAUGCCUACUGGCACUCUCACCAUCGAGAACUGUGAGCCAACAACUCCUAAGGUGCACUGGACAUACUUCCUGCAAGGCGUACUUUGAUACGGAUUGUGAA